Messenger RNA from Dentiscutata heterogama, 1074 nucleotides. NCBI's taxonomy places the organism in Eukaryota, Fungi, Glomeromycota, Glomeromycetes, Diversisporales, Gigasporaceae. The record is from the annotation of a GenBank genome assembly.
AUGAAAUUUGAUGCUCCUGCAUAUUGUUCUGCCUCGCCUUACAUAACCUCUCAGAAAACAAAGUCUUCCACUCCUCAGACAACUUCAAAUUUGACACGUUGCACAUUAGCUCCAAUCACAAGCAUUCUAACGUCCAUUACUUCGUCUACGGCAAAUGACAUUACGAAUAACUGUAAUACUAUGUUUUCCAUCGUUUCUUGUCAAUCUAGCGCAUCCUCCGUAGGUAAGAAUAAACGCGGCCGUAAGCCCUUACCAACAAUGCCAAAAGAGAAAAGACAUUUAAGAAAUUUAGUCAAUCAACGCGCGUUCCGUGAACGGAAGAAGAAUUAUGUCCACGACCUGGAAACUAAAGCCUCAAAAUUUGAGACGUUGUACAAUGAAUCUCAGAGUGAAAUUAAAUCAUUGAAAGAAAGAGUUGCGCUUUUGGAAAAACUUCUUGCUAGUAGCAAUAUAAAUGAUGCCAGCGAUGGACGUGAUAAUAUUUAUGUGGUUGAAGAUAAUUCUAAUGAAAACCGAUUACCUCAAGAAAUCUAUAAGCACAAAGAAAACGUGUCAUACGUGAUGCCCACUGUCUCAGAACAAUACACAAGUUAUUCUUCUGCAUCAGGAAAUUGUAAUUUACUAUCUUCAUUUACACAAAACGCUACGUCAACAUACAUGUUUAAUGAUGUACGGCAGCGGCAAAGAAAUCAUCAGCAAAUUGAAGAAAAUCACAAUUCCUUUCAAGAUUCUUUACAAUCAGAUUCUAUUAAUAAUACUAAUCCUGUAUACGAACCUCGUUCUCCAACACAUUCUUCUUCUUCUUCAAUUGAAACAGUAGAGUCUGGUGAUAGUAAUAGCUCCACGAUAACGUUAAGUGGACUCUCUAAUCCAAUAACCACCUCCUCACCUUUUUAUUCGAUUUUUUCUGAACAAAAAGGUUAUUGGAUACCUAACUUGUCGACUGCGUCUAAUGAUGAUGAGUCCGUAUGGCAGAAGUUUCAACCAGAUCAACAAAGAUGGCGUCUUACAGCACAUAAUCCAUUGACUACAUUACCACCGCUCCUUCAGUAUGAUGUCAGUCGAGAAAAUUAA